Molecule: messenger RNA, 3820 nt
Organism: Bactrocera latifrons
Lineage: Eukaryota; Metazoa; Arthropoda; Insecta; Diptera; Tephritidae
Gene: Cul3
Product: cullin-3
Exons: 11
Coding region: 307-2934 (875 amino acids)
Biological process (GO): protein ubiquitination; ubiquitin-dependent protein catabolic process
Cellular component (GO): Cul3-RING ubiquitin ligase complex
Molecular function (GO): ubiquitin protein ligase binding
Source: RefSeq, a predicted model, not a curated record
AAAAAUGUUUGAAAACCAAAAAAUCUAAACCAAUGGUUGAGAAAAAUAGAUUUAAGAGAAAACGACGUCGUUUUGCGGGGAGUAGAAAAUUUAAAAUUUAAUAGUUAAAAUUCGAAAAUACUAAUAGCAGCUAACGAACCUGUAUUAUUACUACUUGUACUUCAUUAAAUCAAGAAGAUUGCGAUAGAUAGUUAUUUUUUGAGAAAUUUGACGUUUUUUAUACGACGUUGGUCUGCACGUUUGCUUAUAUAUUUCGAUUUCAGCCGUUCGUCCCAUUGCGAACAUUAAAGGCAAAUCGGCAAACCAAUGCCCAAGGAUAAUAAACCUGGAGCACAAGGGCGUCAAAAAAGUUUACUGUUCACAAACAACCAAAACUGUAAUUCGCCCAGCAGUUCUGUGAAUAGUGGUCGCUAUCGCAAAUUUUUUAUACGUGGACGCACAACAGUGGGUGUUCAGGGUUCAACAGCAGGUAACAGUGCUGCACGUGAACAACGCUGGGCAUUAAAAACAACUCCACAAUAUGCUGGUGCAAGUGCAAGCUUGCUACAUGUCGGAACUGUUUGCAGCGUGUCCGUGGGCUUAAAUUCUAAACAUCAAAAACUUACGGAAGUUCAACGAAAGUUCCCUCUUUGGUUGCCGGAAUACAAAACGAACGCUUUUAAUGCUUCUAUGGAUGAAAAAUAUGUUGAAUCGAUUUGGGCAAGCUUAAAAAACGCUAUACAGGAAAUACAAAAGAAAAAUAACUCUGGCUUAUCCUUCGAGCAAUUAUAUCGCAAUGCAUAUAAUAUGGUGCUACAUAAGCAUGGCAAUCGCUUGUAUUAUGGCUUGCGUGAAGUCGUUUCUGAGCACUUAGAACAGAAAGUGCGGCAAGAUGUGCUUGAAAGUUUACAUAAUAACUUUCUUCCUAAGUUAAAUCAAGCUUGGAGUGAUCAUCAAACUUCGAUGGUAAUGAUACGUGAUAUAUUGAUGUACAUGGAUCGUGUUUAUGUACAACAACGCGAAGUAGAUAAUGUUUACAAUUUGGGCUUAAUAUUGUUCCGAGAUCAAAUUGUCCGUUAUUCAGAAAUUCAAAAAGCUCUACGAGAAACAUUACUCGGAAUGGUUAUGGACGAGCGAAGCGGAGAAGCCAUCAAUCACUUAGCGAUUAAAAAUGCGUGUCAAAUGCUUAUGUCGCUGGGAAUUAAUACACGGUCCGUAUAUGAAGAUGAUUUUGAGAAACCAUUUCUUGCGCAAUCUGCAUCUUUUUAUAAGUUUGAAUCACAUAAAUUUCUUAACGAGAACAAUGCGGGUGUUUAUAUAAAAAAAGUCGAGGCUCGCAUACAAGAAGAAUCUGCACGGGCGGCCCUGUAUUUAGAUAAAGACACUGAACCGCGUAUCGUUAAAGUUGUCGAGGAUGAACUUAUUAAGAAGCAUAUGCGUACUAUUGUUGAAAUGGAAAAUUCUGGUGUUGUUUAUAUGAUUAAAAAUUCAAAAACAGAGGAUCUUGCUUGUACCUAUAAACUAUUUUCACGACUAAAAGAGGAAGGUCUCAAAGUAAUUGCUGAUACAAUGUCAUCGUAUUUGCGUGAACAGGGCAGAAUAUUAGUGAAGGAGGAAGAAAAUGGGAAUACAAAUCCAAUAACUUUUGUACAGAAUUUGCUCGAUUUAAAAGAUCGUUUCGAUCAAUUUUUACACCAUUCAUUCAAUAAUGACCGAUUAUUUAAAAAUGUAAUAUCAGCAGAUUUUGAGCAUUUUUUAAAUUUAAAUCAAAAAUCUCCCGAAUACCUUUCUUUGUUUAUUGAUGAUAAACUUAAAAAAGGAGGCAAAGGUAUGAGUGAACAAGAAAUAGAAACAAUUUUAGAUAAAACCAUGGUACUUUUCCGAUUUCUCCUGGAGAAGGAUGUUUUUGAACGUUAUUACAAAACUCAUUUAGCGAAACGCCUGUUGCUAAAUAAAUCAGUUUCCGAUGAUUUUGAGAAAAAUAUGAUAUCAAAAUUAAAGACUGAGUGUGGAUGUCAAUUUACCUCAAAACUUGAAGGAAUGUUUAAAGAUAUGUCUGUGUCAAACACCAUUAUGGAAGAGUUUAAAAACUAUGUAAAUGUACACAACUUAUCAUUAUCGGGUGUUGAAUUGACAGUGAGGAUCCUAACGACAGGAUUUUGGCCCACUCAAACUGCAACACCUAACUGCAAUAUACCCUCUGCACCACGUGAGGCAUUUGAAAUAUUUAAAAAGUUUUAUUUGGAUAAACAUUCGGGUAGACAGUUAACGUUACAACCACAAAUGGGUACGGCUUAUAUUAAUGCAGUAUUCUAUGGCCGCAAAGUGGAUAGCGAUAAAGAUAAAGACGGUCCUAGUUCAAGCAUGUCAUCCAGCUCAAAUGGUUGUACGGUGCCAACAACAACCCGUAAACAUAUACUACAGGUGUCCACGUAUCAGAUGUGCGUAUUAAUGCUGUUUAAUAACCGUGAUAUGUUAACUUAUGAGGAUAUACAACAGGAAACUGAUAUCCCUGAACGGGAGUUAGUACGUGCACUUCAGUCGCUGUCAAUGGGGAAACCUGCACAACGAUUACUUGUGCGAAACUCAAAAACGAAGACAAAAGACAUCGAUCCAACAGAUGAAUUUUAUGUAAAUGAUGCAUUUGUUUCUAAACUCCACAGAAUUAAAAUUCAAACUGUUGCCGCAAAGGGAGAGACUGAACCGGAACGCAAGGAAACGCGGGGUAAAGUAGAUGAAGAUCGCAAACAUGAAAUUGAAGCAGCUAUUGUUCGUAUAAUGAAAGCAAGAAAACGUUUACCGCACAACUUGCUUGUAUCUGAUGUAACAUCACAAUUGAAAUCGCGGUUCUUACCGUCUCCUGUUUUUAUCAAAAAACGAAUAGAGGGCCUUAUCGAAAGAGAAUAUUUGGCCAGGACGCCCGAGGAUCGAAAAGUUUAUAUAUAUUUGGCCUAAACACUCACCUAGCUUUACUCUAAAAAAAAACGAAAAUAGAGACGUGAAUAGUAAAAAGGGUCUUAAGUAAAGAAAUAGGUACUUUGUUGUAUUGUUGCAUCAUCUCCAUAUAGCAUAUGAUAUUGCAAUAGAUAUAUUUACAGCUAACUUUUUCGACAUUUCUAAUUUCCGGAAUAGUUUCGUGUUUGUACGCUAAAAUUUCAAUCCAAACAUUUAAUUUUGCUCUUCAGUUACAUAUAUUAUUGAUUUUUGUUUUGCGUAAUCCCAGUCUCUAAAAAAAAUUCACAUAGUUUUUUUAACUUCCUAAUAGAAGAAAAACAUUAACAACAGAAUACAAAUUACUUAUUACAAAAGUUGAUUGGGUUUUAAUGCAAAUAUCACAACUUUGUCGUCGUUUGGUGUGACUGAUCUCGGUGAUAGUCAUUUUUGUUCAAAUCUGAACGCGAUGACAUUUAAUUAUAAAUUAAAAUGUACUCUUUACUUCUUAAUUUGCAAAUAAGAUAUUAUGGGUGGGCAACGCAUUGUUACGAGAUCAAUUACGAACUUCACCUAUGCGAUGAUAACAAUAUCAAUAAGAACAAAUGAACAACCAAAUGUAUGAAAUCAAAUGUUAGAAGUUCAGAAAGUCCAUAAACUUCAUUUAAUUUGGUGACUUUUUAUUUGGUAAUGUUUAAAAUAUAAUGAAAGGUAUUGAUGAAAAUAAAAUCUACUCAGACCCAAAUAAACUAGCUUAGGGUUUUAUUUCUUUUCGCUUAUUUCUCUUUUUUAUACUAUUGGUUUUAAAUGUGUUGCAUUAUUUACUUCGAUAUGGAAAAUAUGACUUAGUUGAAAUGUGAAAUAAUUGAAAAAUGAUACACUAAAAUAUAAUUAAGACAGUAUAUUUUAA